AUGUACUGCAGACUCAAAAAGACCAAGUGCCAUUACGCCCCGGACGGAUGUCAGAAAUGCAGGAGGCUAGGUCUGGCGUGUGUCGUCCCCCUUGAAGAUCAACGGAAGCAUCCGGCUUCCAAAUCUGAGAUCAAGGAACUACGUGAACGCGUUGCAGAACUGGAAGCAGCUCUGGAAGCAGCCCGCUCUCAACAAAAGACCGCUCCCAAACCACCGCAUAGAGAGCUAGGGGUCACUGAAACUCUGUCGCAGAGCAAUAAUUUGAUUUCUCGAUUGACUCAGCGGGACUGGCAAUUGAACAGCAACGCCGAGGGACAGUUUAAAUUCUUCGGGCCCACGUCAAGUGUUCACUUGACUGAGAGCAUCUCAAUAUCUCUACUAGACUCUUGUGGAGCCGCUGGAAUCAACGAGGACGACUUGGCCAUUAAUGACCUCGACCCAGACACGCAAAUUCACCUGCUGGAUGUAUACUGGAAGUACCAGCACACCGUCCUCCAGGUGUUUCAAAAAGACACAUUUCUCAAAGGCCUACAACAACGACAGCCGAAAUAUGUCAGUAAGGCACUCAUCUACAGUGUUUUCGCAUGCGCAGCGCGGAUAUCACCCCGCGCAGAUCUCAAAGCGUUGGCGCUUCCAAGAACCGAGGACGAUUUUGGUGAUGAUCUGCCGUAUCUUCUGGCCAAAGCCACACAGUACACGGAGGAAGAACUGAAACGACCCCGAAUCACGACGAUCCAGUCUCUCCUACUUCUCUCGGUCUUGAACAGCGCGCUUGGGAACGACACCAAAGGCUGGCUCCUUACCGGAGAUGCCUGUAGGCUGGCUGUGGACUUGGGUAUCCACAAGAACGACGCGAUGAAACUACCGCCUGGCAACCUGUCUCUAGAAGAUGUCCAGUCACGACAGCUGGUAUACUGGGCUUGUGUCGUGUUCGAUCGGUUCUGGGGCCUCUAUCUCGGACGCCCGUUCUGCCUGAACGCCACCGACAUUCCCGCCCAAGAAGCAAAGUGGAUGGCAGUGAACAGUUCCUGGGAAGCCAAAAUGGCGUACGCUUGGGUGUCACUGCUCGUCAUUAUAGGCGAUAUUUGCGACGUCCUCAACGCCGACGUUCGCGCCUAUGAACAGCUCGACGACUUUGACAGGAAGCUUCAAUCAUGGAGGAGUAAUCUGGAUCCCUCGCUUCAGUAUCGUAAAGGCUGCCCAGCGUCGGUCUCCAGCCUCAAUCUGCAGUAUUCGGCGGCCAUGACUCUGCUGCACCAACCGACAGCGAGAUUUGGCAGUCGUCCCGAAGAGCCCUCGAUGCGGAAUGCCUAUUCGCGACGACAAUGUAUCACUUUCGCCACGGCGAUGGCUUCUUGUCUCCAGAACUUUCAGCAGCAACAUGGCGACGUGACUGCGCUGUCCGGUGUUGCCCUCCACUCCAUCUCCCUGGCUGCAACGACACUUGUGGCAAGCAUCGCCGAGAAGAAAUCCGUCGAUGUAUCGUCACAGAUGCAUUCCCUUAAGGCCUGUGUACGCGCUCUCGGGGAAUUGGAGACCACAUACCUAGUCGCAAGGAGAGUGCGGAAGAUCAUCCAGUUGAUCAUCAGAGUCUGCCACUUAGAGACCGACUACGUGGAGAGCCAGCAACGCCCGGUGCCAGUCCCUGCCAUCUCUACAAGUCCGGCCAGGCUGGUGGACAGCUCGGUCAUCGAUGAGGUGGUGGUAGAAGAUCUUCUAUCAUUGGAAACGCAGUUUGGGGACGGUCCUGUCAUGUCUGAAUAUAGCCCUUUUGCUUUCGAUGCCCACUUGCCAAUGUCCGCGCAGUUUGAUAUUUUCCAUACCUUUGACGCCGAGGCAGUGGUAGGGCCAGACACCUUUUCACGAACAAAUUAA
Molecule: messenger RNA, 1875 nt
Organism: Exophiala aquamarina CBS 119918
Lineage: Eukaryota; Fungi; Ascomycota; Eurotiomycetes; Chaetothyriales; Herpotrichiellaceae
Exons: 3
Coding region: 1-1875 (624 amino acids)
Biological process (GO): DNA-templated transcription; regulation of DNA-templated transcription
Molecular function (GO): DNA binding; DNA-binding transcription factor activity, RNA polymerase II-specific; zinc ion binding
Source: RefSeq, a predicted model, not a curated record